AUGGGCGACACAUUAAACCAAAAUGCCACUCCAAACUCUUUUGUGCGUCCUCAGUAUUUUUUCAUCACUGGUUUUUCUAACAUACCUCAUGCUCAGUACUACUUCAUAUUCUUGUGUUUGGUUUAUGUGGUCACUGUCUUGGGAAACUCUUUUGUCACACUCAUUAUUUAUGUAGAUCGUUCUCUUCAUACCCCAAAAUAUAUGGUUAUUUUUACAUUAGCUGUAGCUGACUUGGGUGAGAGUACUGCUGUUUUUCCUAAUGUGAUUAAUGUCUGUUUGCUAAAUAUACAUCAAAUAACGUAUGAGGCCUGUGUGUCUAACAUGUUUUUUAUAUAUUUUUUUAGUUCAGUGCAGUCUGUCAUGCUUACUGUUCUGGCAUAUGACAGGUUUGUAGCAAUUUGCUUCCCACUGAGAUACCACAGCAUUGUCACAAACUCAUCAAUGGGCAUUAUUCUCACUGUGGGAUGCAUAUUUAAUUUUCUGUUUGUGAUGACUACAAUGCUAUUGGUUACUAGGCUGUCUUUCUGUAAAUCCAUAGUGAUUGAUAGCUAUUUCUGUGACCACGGGCCUCUAUACAGACUGGCUUGCAAUGAUAACCUGCCGAGCUAUAUCAUGGUAAUGUUAUUCACAACGUUACAUUUUUUUCUACCAUUGUUUCUGAUUUUCUUAUCUUAUGUAUGUAUUUUGUUGGCGCUGUUUAAAAUUGCAUCAUGGGAAGGACGUCUAAAAGCCUUAAAGACCUGUUUUUCCCACCUAAUAUUAGUGUCAGCCUAUUAUUUUCCAAUAUUGGGCAUUUACAUAGGUGCAAUGGCCGGCUCUAUCCAACGAAAUGCAAGGAUAAUUAAUAUAUCGCUUUCAUAUGCCAUUCCUGCCAUGUUGAACCCCAUUGUGUAUUCUCUGAAUACUGCUGAGAUAAAGGAUUUUGUAAAAAGAAGUUUCAGAAGAAAAACAUACAAAAACACAGUAACUACAACAAAUAAUUAG
Paramormyrops kingsleyae is the source of this 984-nucleotide messenger RNA. Its product is annotated as olfactory receptor 1-like. Gene Ontology annotation, molecular function: G protein-coupled receptor activity; olfactory receptor activity. Gene Ontology annotation, cellular component: plasma membrane. The record is from RefSeq and is a predicted model, not a curated record. Lineage: Eukaryota; Metazoa; Chordata; Actinopteri; Osteoglossiformes; Mormyridae. Gene Ontology annotation, biological process: G protein-coupled receptor signaling pathway.